Pelmatolapia mariae (spotted tilapia) is the source of this 1074-nucleotide messenger RNA. RefSeq names its product biogenesis of lysosomal organelles complex-1, subunit 3 (gene bloc1s3). The transcript has 5 exons. NCBI's taxonomy places the organism in Eukaryota, Metazoa, Chordata, Actinopteri, Cichliformes, Cichlidae. The record is from RefSeq and is a predicted model, not a curated record. The coding region runs from base 66 to 629 and encodes 187 amino acids. Gene Ontology annotation, cellular component: BLOC-1 complex.
AUGAAACGUCCGUUGCUACUUCCUUGUUGCUCAUGUGAUUUGUGUUUUGGUCUUUCAGGGAAGUCAUGGCCGGCAGGUACCCGAUAGUGGUCCAGGGCGAAGCGUCUGAAACAGACUCCGAUGAUGAAGUCUACAUCACCUCUCUGACUCCCUCGGUCGGAGCCAAGGUUCCAGGGGAGGCGUCUGAAACGGACAGCGAGGGCGAGCCGGAGCAGGCUCCUGGGAGCCAUGACAGCGCUCAGAUAUUAAAGAGAGACCUCCCUCCUCUAAUUGUAGUUAGAGACCACCCUGACAUGCACUCCAUAGUGGAAGACAGACCGAGCCCCUCACACAGGCCACACGGUGAGACCCUGUUACAACAAAAGCUGCAGGAGUCUAACAGCCGACUGUAUUCUGAUGUGGGACAGACACUACGACAAGUCUAUGGCAGUGCCAGCAGGGAGGUGCGCAGUGCAACAUCACAGCUGAAUGCAUCGCAGAGCGCCAUCAUCAACGCGUCCCACAGCAUCAGAUUAAUCCUGGACGACCUGAAGGCUGUUUCUGAAAAGAUUGACAUCAUCACCAGCUAUCAGAUAUUGCCUGAUAUAAACAUUAAUCAUUUAAAUAAUUAUACUGCUCCUGCACCUUAAAUUGUUUUUUUCAAAACAAACAUAUUGUGAUGUUUGAUCAUUGUUAUGGGUAUAUUUUCUCCGAAUACCAGAGUGAGCUGGACAAAAUAACACGUUGGCUUCUUUAUCUAAAAAUGCAGUACGUGUACACACAUGGAUUUAACAAUCACACACUACACCUGUUCUAAUGCUAGCCGUCCUCGUUAAUGGAGUUACGAUAGUUCUGUCAUUUCUUGAUUUGCAGAGUUACACUUGGAUUUAUAUUUUACAUAGAACUGGAGAUGAUCCACUUGUUCCCUCCAACACUGUUUUUAUGUCACUAUUUGAUGAUUUUUUUAUGAGGCACAUCCUGUUCUUUCCCUGCUGUUUGCCAGUCCUCUGUGAUGGGUCAAAGAAGUAGGCUUGCAGCUAUAAAUAAAAAUUUGGGUUAUUUCUUCCUGUGUAUAUAAAAAAUGAAUAUUUGCUU